AUGAGUCACCAGGCCCCACCCACGCUCCUGCAGCUGUCAAUAAGAAGCCUGCUGAAAGAUGAAGCCUUGGCCAUCUCUGCUCUGAAUGACCUGCCCAUAGAGCUCUUCCCACCACUGUUCAAGGAUGCAUUCGACAGCAAAAAAACUACCGUCCUGAGGCUGAUGGUGGCAGCCUGGCCCUUCCCGUGCCUUCCUGUGGGAGCUCUGAUAAAGACUUCCCAUCUAGAGACCUUGAAGGCUGUGCUAGAUGGCCUGGAUUUGCUGAUGACACAAAAGGUUCUACCUAUCAGGUGGAAACUACAAGAGCUUGAUUUGCGAGAUGAGCACCAUAACUUUUGGAAUGUAUGGGCUGGAACAGAGAACAGUGUCUGCUCUCCAGGUGUCAUUGACAAGAACCAACCAAUGGUGUAUUAUCCUACACGAGAGGGAAAGAAGGCCAUGACUGUGUUGAUGAACUUUUCUAUAAAGUCCCAAUAUCCCUGUAAAUCCCUAAGAUAUAUUUAUCAGUGGGCCAAGCAGAGAAAAGAUGUGCUACAGGUGAUCUGUCUAAAGCUACAGUUUUGGACCAGCCCUGCCUUUAACCCCUUAGAGCUUCUGGAGAUACUUGAGCCAGGCAGUAUUCAGGAAUUGGAAGUGUGUACAGGUUGGGAUCUCGGAACCCUUGCAUGCAUAGCCCCUGGCCUGGGCCAGAUGAAAAACCUUCAGAAACUUUCUCUCAGUAAAAUAUACAUGCCUUGGAAGUGGCAUUGGGCCAGAGAGAUGAGAGACAAGUGUUUUACAGAGCUCAUUCGCCAGUUCUCCAAACUCCACAAGAUCCAGCAUCUCUGUCUGGAUGAUGUCUGCUUCCUGGGUGGAUGCCUGGACCAAGUGCUCAGGUGCUUCCAGGGUCCCUUAGAGACCCUUGCAAUCACUCACUGCAUGCUGUCAUCGUUAGACAUGUGUUAUCUAUCCCGUUGUCCAAGCAUCCAUCAGCUCAAACACCUAGACCUCAGUGGUGUCCCCCUUUCAUAUUCACUUCUAAGAAAAUUGCCAGAAAGACUGACAGCUACACUGCAAACAUUAAGAUUGGAGAACUGUACGAUCGUAGACUCCCAAAUCAGUGCCCUCCUGCCUGUCCUGAGCCAGUGCACUCAACUCACUGAGGUCAAUUUUCUGAAUAACUUCCUGUGUAUGGACAGCCUGAAGAAGCUGCUGCAGGACACUGCCAACCUGAGACAACUGACCAGGGAGAUGUACCCUGCCCCCACUGAGGUCUAUGAUGAAAGAGGUGCUGUCCUCCCAGGAAGAUUUACACAAUGCUGUUCUGAGCUUAUGAGCAUGCUCAUGGCUAUAAGGCAGCCAAAAGAGGCCUACUUUGUGAGUGAGAAAUGUAAAAAAUGUCACGAAUUCUGCACCUACAACUUGGAGGCCACACUAUGUUCCUGUCUACAGUAAAUAAGGAGAGGUCACUGCUGACCUCGCAGGAAUGAAAAUGAGACCUCAAGU
This is a messenger RNA of Acomys russatus (golden spiny mouse), 1485 nucleotides long. Its product is annotated as PRAME family member 12-like. Bases 1 to 1434 code for a protein of 477 amino acids. The transcript is spliced from 3 exons. Gene Ontology annotation, cellular component: cytoplasm. NCBI's taxonomy places the organism in Eukaryota, Metazoa, Chordata, Mammalia, Rodentia, Muridae. The record is from RefSeq and is a predicted model, not a curated record. Gene Ontology annotation, biological process: positive regulation of cell population proliferation; negative regulation of cell differentiation; negative regulation of DNA-templated transcription.